CGUGGCAUGGCGCAGGAGCGUGAGCGCGGUGCGAAGUCACACGGCGCGGGCAGCGAUGGGGAAGCAGCAGUUCAGGGAGACCGACGUCGCCAAAAAGAUAAGUCACAUCUGCUUCGGCGUGAAGUCCGCGGAGCAGAUGCGGCAGCAGGCGCAUCUGCAGGUGGUCAGCAAGAGCCUGUACAGCCAGGACAGCAGCCACACGCCGCUGGCCUACGGGGUGCUGGACCACCGCAUGGGGACCAGCGAGAAGGACCGACCCUGUGAGUCCUGUGGGAAAAACCUCGCCGACUGUCUCGGUCACUAUGGUUACCUGGACUUGGAGCUGCCUUGCUUCCAUAUUGGCUACUUCAAAGCCAUCAUCGGCAUUCUGCAGAUGAUCUGUAAGACGUGCUCCUCCAUCAUGUUGAGUAAGGAGGAGAGGCAGGUGUUCUUGGACCACCUGCGCCGUCCCGGCCUGCCGUACCUGCACAAGCGCGGCCUCAAGAAGAAGAUCUCUGACAAGUGUCGGAAGAGAAGCGUGUGCUUACACUGCAACGCCUUCAACGGUCCGGUGAAGAAAUGUGGCCUCCUGAAGAUUGUCCACGAGAAGUACAAGACCACUAAGAAGGUGGUGGACCCCGUCGUCUCCGACUUCCUGCAGUCCUUCGACCUCGCCAUCGAGCACAACAAAGAGAUGGAAGCCCUGCUGAGCAGGGCACAGGAGAACCUGAAUCCUUUGGUGGUUCUGAAUCUUUUCCGGAGGAUUCCCAGUGAGGACAUUCCUCUGCUGUUGAUGAACCCAGAGGCGGGGAAACCUGCUGACCUCAUCCUGACCCGCCUCCUGGUCCCACCCCUCUGUAUUCGCCCCUCCGUGGUCAGUGACCUCAAGUCGGGCACAAACGAGGACGACCUCACGAUGAAGCUAACUGAAAUCAUCUUCCUCAAUGAUGUCAUUAAAAAGCACCGGAUGUCGGGGGCGAAGACUCAGAUGAUCAUAGAAGACUGGGACUUUCUGCAGCUCCAGUGUGCCCUCUACAUCAACAGUGAGCUCUCGGGCAUCCCCCUCAACAUGGCUCCCAAGAAGUGGACCCGCGGCUUCGUACAGAGGCUGAAGGGCAAGCAAGGACGUUUCCGUGGCAACCUGUCCGGAAAGAGAGUGGAUUUCUCCGGGCGAACUGUUAUUUCUCCCGACCCCAACCUGAGGAUCGACGAGGUGGCGGUACCUGUGCACGUGGCCAAGAUCCUCACCUACCCAGAGAAGGUAAACAAAGCCAACAUUGAGCUGAUGAGGAAGUUGGUGAAGAACGGACCUGACGUCCAUCCAGGAGCUAACUUCAUCCAGCAGAGACACAUGCAGAUGAAGAGGUUUCUGAAGUACGGUAACCGGGAGAAGAUGGCCCAAGAGCUGAAGCCCGGGGACAUGGUGGAGAGACACAUGAUCGAUGGGGACAUCGUCCUGUUCAACAGACAGCCCUCCCUCCACAAACUCAGCAUCAUGGCGCACAUCGCACGUGUGAAGCCACACAGGACGUUUCGUUUUAACGAGUGUGUGUGUACGCCGUACAACGCUGACUUUGAUGGAGAUGAGAUGAACCUGCACCUCCCGCAGACGGAGGAGGCCAAGGCCGAGGCCCUGGUCCUGAUGGGGACAAAGGCUAACCUGGUAACUCCAAGGAACGGAGAGCCCCUGAUUGCUGCGAUUCAAGACUUUCUGACGGGAGCCUAUCUGCUCACGCUGAAGGACACGUUCUUUGAGCGCGCCAAAGCCUGCCAGAUCAUCGCCUCCAUUCUGGUGGGGAAAGAUGAGAAGAUCAGAAUCUCCCUCCCGCGACCUGCCGUUAUGAAGCCCAUGUGUCUGUGGACAGGCAAACAGAUCUUCAGUUUGAUCUUGAGGCCCUGUAAGGACUGUCCUGUCAAAGCCAACCUCCGUACCAAAGGGAAGCAGUACUGCGGCAAAGGAGAAGACCUGUGUCACAACGACUCCUUCGUGGUCAUCCAGAACAGCGAGCUCCUUGCAGGCAGCAUGGAUAAGGGCACUCUAGGUUCAGGCUCCAAGAACAACAUCUUCUACAUCCUGUUGCGGGACUGGGGGCAGGUGGAGGCGGCCGACGCCAUGUCCCGCCUGGCCCGCGUCGCCCCCGUCUACCUCUCCAAUCGUGGUUUCUCCAUCGGGAUCGGGGACGUGACCCCUGGCCAGGGUCUCCUGAAGGCCAAACAGGAACUACUGCAGGCGGGAUACAGGAAGUGUGAUGAGUACAUCGACGCCCUGAACACGGGCAAACUCCAGCAGCAACCUGGCUGCACCGCUGAGGAGACCCUGGAGGCGUUGAUCCUGAGGGAGCUGUCAGUAAUUCGAGACCACGCCGGCAGUGCCUGUCUGAGGGAGCUCGAUAAGAGUAACAGCCCCCUUAUCAUGGCCCUGUGUGGCUCUAAAGGUUCUUUCAUUAAUAUAUCUCAGAUGAUAGCGUGUGUGGGUCAGCAAGCUAUAAGUGGUUCCCGUGUUCCAGACGGCUUUGAGCAUCGCUCUCUCCCCCACUUUGAUAAGCACUCUAAACUUCCAGCAGCUAAAGGAUUUGUGGCAGACAGCUUCUAUUCAGGUUUGACGCCCACAGAGUUUUUCUUCCACACCAUGGCUGGACGAGAAGGGCUGGUGGACACAGCUGUAAAGACCGCAGAGACGGGAUACAUGCAGAGGCGUCUGGUGAAGUCCCUGGAAGAUCUGUGCUCUCAGUACGACCUCACUGUGAGGAGCUCUACCGGUGACAUCAUCCAGUUCAUCUACGGAGGGGACGGACUCGACCCCGCGGCCAUGGAGGGGAAAGAUGAACCGCUGGAGUUUAAGAGAGUACUGGACAACAUCAGAUCGGUCUACACCUGUUCUGAUGAACCUUCUCUGAGUAAGAAUGAGUUGGUUCUCACGGCUGAUUCCAUCAUGAUGAGAACUGACUUUGCUUGCUGUAAGGACACCUUUCUCCAGGGCUUGAGCAGCACUGGUACUCAGAGGUUUGUGGAGGAGAUUAAAAAGUUUGUGAACAGCAUCUCCGAGAAGAUCAAGAAGACAAGAGACAAAUACGGCAUCAAUGACAACGGAUCCUCAGAGCCCAGAGUUCUGUACCAGCUGGACAGGAUCACUCCCACCCAGCUGGAGAAGUUUCUGGAGACAUGCCGAGAUAAAUACAUGAGGGCCCAGAUGGAGCCCGGCUCAGCCGUGGGGGCUCUGUGCGCUCAGAGUAUUGGGGAGCCUGGCACCCAGAUGACCCUGAAGACCUUCCACUUUGCUGGGGUGGCGUCCAUGAACAUCACGCUGGGUGUGCCGCGUAUCAAAGAGAUCAUCAACGCCUCCAAGAACAUCAGCACCCCUAUCAUCACUGCUCAUCUGGAUACGGAGGAUGAUGCUGAUUUUGCUCGGUUGGUGAAAGGUCGGAUUGAGAAGACUCUUCUCGGAGAGAUCUCUGAGUACAUAGAGGAGGUGUUUCUUCCUGAUGAUUGCUUUAUCCUGGUGAAACUCUCACUCGAUAGGAUCCGUCUUCUAAGACUGGAGGUGAACGCGGAGACGGUGCGCUACUCCAUCUGCAUGUCCAAGCUGCGGGUGAAGCCAGGUGACGUAGCUGUGCACGGAGAAGCCGUGGUGUGCGUCUCCCCCCGCGAGAACAGCAAGAGCUCCAUGUAUUAUGUUCUUCAGUCACUCAAACAGGAGCUGCCCAAGGUGGUUGUGCAAGGUAUCCCCGAGGUGGCCCGGGCCGUCAUCCACAUCGACGAGCAAAGCAGCCGGCAGAAGUUCAAACUGUUGGUGGAAGGCGACAACAUGCGGGGCGUCAUGGCAACGCACGGCGUCAACGGCAGCCGGACCACGUCCAACAACACGUACGAGGUGGAGAAGACCCUGGGCAUCGAGGCUGCACGCUCCACCAUCAUUAACGAGGUCCAGUACACCAUGGUGAACCACGGCAUGAGCAUCGAUCGCCGCCACGUCAUGCUCCUGGCCGACCUCAUGUCCUACAAGGGGGAGAUCUUGGGCAUCACGCGAUUCGGCCUGGCCAAGAUGAAGGAGAGCGUCUUGAUGUUGGCGUCGUUCGAGAAGACGGCGGAUCACCUGUUUGACGCGGCGUAUUUCGGCCAGAAGGACUCCGUGUGCGGGGUGUCUGAGUGUAUUAUUAUGGGUAUCCCCAUGAACAUUGGCACGGGGCUUUUUAAGCUCCUCCACCAAGCUGAGAAGUCCCCUUCUCCUCCACUCCGACCACUGCUCUUCGACAUCCCCGACUUCCACAUCACGCUGGCCUCCUAGGCCGCGCACACGAGCGAGAGGUUUUGCAGUUGUUUUCCGUCACCUGUGCGCAGAGAAGCAGCACAGGCUGGUUCAGACCGCGUUUGAUUAAUUAGUGGACCUGAGUAAUUAAUUUAUUUUAAAAGAUUGUCUGAAUAGCCAGCCUGUACUUAUGGUUUAUGUAUGAAUGUAUAUAUGUCUGAAAUGUAAUAAAAAUGUACAUUAAAAGUUUUUUUCCUUCUUUUGCA
Electrophorus electricus (electric eel) is the source of this 4491-nucleotide messenger RNA. It is a transcript of the gene polr3a, whose product is annotated as polymerase (RNA) III (DNA directed) polypeptide A. Gene Ontology annotation, molecular function: DNA-directed RNA polymerase activity; DNA binding. The record is from RefSeq and is a predicted model, not a curated record. NCBI's taxonomy places the organism in Eukaryota, Metazoa, Chordata, Actinopteri, Gymnotiformes, Gymnotidae. Gene Ontology annotation, biological process: DNA-templated transcription.